Molecule: messenger RNA, 876 nt
Organism: Penaeus vannamei (Pacific white shrimp)
Lineage: Eukaryota; Metazoa; Arthropoda; Malacostraca; Decapoda; Penaeidae
Source: RefSeq, a predicted model, not a curated record
AUGGACGGCGGAGGUGGUUUCGUGCGGGCGGGUUGCUGGGACUCACACAGGGGGUGUCUCUGCACGACCCCCUGCGGCUCCACCACGCCCUCCACACGCAGGGAGCCACGAAUGGUUCCCUUGCCGCCUCCAGCCCCACGCCCGUGGCGAGCGCCCUCGCCCGCGUUGCUUGCCCUCGCUGACGCCUUUCUCUCUCCCGCAGGCGACGGAGAGCGUGAAGGAGGGCGCCACCACGUCCCUCCUGCGGCCGCUCACCGACUACCCCCACCUGCCCCCCUCCCCUUCACCGCCCCGCCUUCCUCCACCCGCACCUGGACCCCGCCUCCCUUCUCGCCCUCCGCCUUCCACCCGCUCCACUCGCACGCCCACGAGGCCCACGCCCGCGCCCAUGAGGUGGGCGGGCCCAAGCUCCCUCCGCCGCCCACGUCGAGCCUGUCGGGCUCGGCCUUCUCGCCGCUUCCGGCCAAGACGGGCAAGAUGGAGGACGGCUGCUCACCUCCAUCCCCAGCUCCUCGUCAGGCCUCUUUCGCCCGCCCUCCUGGCCUCGCUCGACCCAGGACGGCCUUCCUCACGGGCGGGGGGGCGGCGGCGGCGGCGGUGGCGGCGGCGGCGGUGGGGGCAUCGGCGUGCUGGAAGAGCGGCGGGAUUCGCCGUCCCCGCGGGGCUCGGGCUCCAGGGAGUCGCCCGGCCACGCGAGGGACACCGACACGCCCAACUCGAACAGCGACGAGCCCAAAGUACGAAGGAAUACCUCGCGCCUCCUCCCCAGUGGUAGCCAUAGUAUCCGUAUUCCAGGCACCUGUGUCGCCGAUCCCGGUACCCUCGGCCCCGGUAUUCGAGUAUUUGAGAGAUGGACGGCGAACUGUGUGUCUGUAA